GAGUUGGGGGAGAGAAAGGGAAGAAUCGGCAGCUCGUUUCCCUUUGCUCUCAGCCGGAUGCACUUCGCCUCCUUGGCCACGCACGACCAGCCGCCUCCACUGUUGCCGUCCAACGACAUCCAGCCGGCGUCCUCACUCCUCACCCUCGUGGUCUCCUCUCUCCCGAUUCCCACAUCGCCGAUCGCGAAAGGAAAAGAAAACUUGGAGGAAGAAGUCAUGGAAAGUGCUGGUACGAGCUUCAACGACCGAAGGUGGUCGCUGAAAGGCAAGACCGCUUUGGUCACUGGUGGAACCAGAGGGAUUGGGUACGCGAUCGUAGCAGAGCUAGCGGGGCUCGGCGCGAGUGUACACACCUGUUCUCGCAACGAGAAAGAGCUCAACGAGCGAGUGGAAGAGUGGCGAGGCAAAGGAUUUCAAGUGAGUGGUUCGGUCUGUGACCUCACUUGCAAUACCCAAAAGGAAGCGCUGGUUAAGACCGUCUCCUCUGUUUUUGAUGGCAAGCUGAACAUUCUGGUAAACAAUGCGGCGACAGUUGUUCUUAAGGGCGUGCUAGAUCACACACUGGAGGACUGCUCUUACGUGUUGAAAGCCAACCUCGAGUCCCCUUACCAUCUGUGCCAACUUGCGCAUCCACUCCUGAAAGCUUCAGGAGAUGGCAACAUUGUGUUUCUUUCCUCGAUUGCGGGUGAAGUAGCUCUACCUGCACUCUCGAUUUACUCUGCUUCCAAAGGAGCUAUCAAUCAGCUUACCAAGAACUUGGCAUGUGAAUGGGCGAAAGACAACAUUCGGAUCAACACCGUGGCUCCUGGGCCCGUGAAAACCACCAUCGCAAAACCUGAACCGGAAAUCAAAGAGAAGUUUCUCAAGAUGCUUGCGCGAAUGCCUCUCCAUCGGUUGGGAGAGCCCAACGAGAUCUCAUCCGUGGUCGCGUUUCUUUGCCUUCCCGCGGCUUCAUAUGUCACAGGGCAGGUCAUUAGUGUGGAUGGUGGCUACACGGUGGGCUUCUAAGCCAAGUCUCACAAACUUCUCCAUCCCUAAGUCAACUGCCUUUCAAGUCAGUGAACUCUAUUUUGUAGCUGAUCACGAUGGACGGCGAAGAUACAGUUGAACAGACCAUUGUCCUAACUUUCUUUUAGGUCUAAGUCGGAGACUUCCGUCUUAUUGAUUGCUUAAGUUAUCUGGAAUUUCACACGUUGUUUACGAUGGAAAAGUUCAAAUACCAUGUUGGUCUCUGGCGAGCAUGACUUCGCCUAGUGAAUCUUUCCAAUAAAGUUUGGUGAUUUUGGGAAUC
Messenger RNA from Eucalyptus grandis, 1291 nucleotides. RefSeq names its product tropinone reductase homolog At5g06060. The record is from RefSeq and is a predicted model, not a curated record. Lineage: Eukaryota; Viridiplantae; Streptophyta; Magnoliopsida; Myrtales; Myrtaceae. Gene Ontology annotation, molecular function: oxidoreductase activity. The transcript is spliced from 6 exons. Bases 58 to 1008 code for a protein of 316 amino acids.